UAGUGGGUACCUACCUUGCAACUACUCUGCACUAGACUAGCCACGUUGCUGGGCAGCAUUCGGCCGGAGACGCGGACGUACUGUGGACAAGGACCACUGGCGAUCGCACUUUCAUUGAGAGAAUGGAUCCCUAGGGCCGUUAGGAAACUCGAAGCUUCAAUUGCUUUCAACUCAAGCGCGAUUGUUUGGUUUACUUUCCGCUUGGGUCGUAGUUACCUUAUAAAAAGCCCCCUCUUCCACCGCCGCUCCUUUGCAUUCUUUCAACUUACAUCAUCGACCUGAUUCUGUUCAAGGCCUUAAAGAGUGCUCUAAUUGAUUCAAUAUCACUCAGCAUAUUCAUCUAGCUUCUGAUCCUCACUUGAUUUUCGAUAUCCUGCACUCAUCAUGAAGACCUCUGUGUCUCUUCUUUUGCUGUCGGCUGCCAGCAUGGCGAGCGCUGCCAUGUCUUUCUCCCAGUGCGCACAAAUGUGCCUCAGCAACAUGAAAGCCAAGGCUGGCGAGCUGGGCUGUACCGCCGGCGACGAUAACUGUCUCUGCACAAAAGUCAACUACGGAUAUGGUAUUCGUGAUUGCACUACCGAGGCCUGCCCUGGCGAGGAUGCCGCCGCGGUCCUAUCCAGCGCCCUUUCCUCUUGCCCGAGUGACUCUGCAGCUGUCACUGCCACAGGAGCUGGUGGUUCUGGCUCUGGCUCUGGCUCUGGUUCUAACUCCGGCUCUGGCUCUGCCUCCGGCACUGGCACUGGCUCUGCCUCUUCCACCGCUACUAGCACCGCUACCGGCAGCGACAACGGCACGACUGGUGGUGCUGGCGCUGGCGCUGGUUCCUCCACUGGCACCAACGCUUCGGGAACUGGCGCUACUACCUCUGGGGCGAACCCCUCCAACACUGGUGCCACCACCACAGACACAACAAUGACUACUACUACUACCAGCUCUGAGAACGGCUCCUCCACUGGCAGCAGUUCCUCCGAGUCUGGGGCUGGUAGCGGCUCUUCCACCUCUACCGGCUCUGGCUCCGGCUCCGGCUCCACUUCCACUACUGCCCCCAACAGCUCGUCCACGGGCAAUGUUGCCCCUCGCGGCGCUAUCGUUGGUUCCGGUGCCGUCGGAGCCCUGGCCCUCGCUGCCUUGGUUAUCCUCUAAACCGCUCAAAGAUUGAGUUGAUGGGAAUAGGUUUGCUGAUGUCAGUGUAUGUCUUAUGUCGAUGAAUAACGGUUGAUGAUACCUGCCGUCAAAGCCGGAUUGUACAUGGGAAUUGGUGGGUUCUGAUCUGAUGAGUAAAUAAUGUUUUGACCUUUUCUGAUGCGCUGGUAUAUGUCGUGCUCUCCUAAUAUAUUAAUAUUUCUGAAC
Aspergillus novofumigatus IBT 16806 is the source of this 1350-nucleotide messenger RNA. RefSeq names its product CFEM domain-containing protein. The transcript has 3 exons. The record is from RefSeq and is a predicted model, not a curated record. NCBI's taxonomy places the organism in Eukaryota, Fungi, Ascomycota, Eurotiomycetes, Eurotiales, Aspergillaceae. Bases 385 to 1143 code for a protein of 252 amino acids.